Messenger RNA from Prorocentrum cordatum, 526 nucleotides. The record is from the annotation of a GenBank genome assembly. NCBI's taxonomy places the organism in Eukaryota, Dinophyceae, Prorocentrales, Prorocentraceae.
GUCCCCCUCGCAGCCCCCCCCCACUCUCCUGGAGCGGGCCUGGCUGCCCAUGCGCGCGCGCUCCGGCGCCACCGCGGCCUCCGCACGCAGCGCGCUGCUGCUGGCCUGCCUGGUGACCACCUGCGCCGGGGCGAAGAGCUGCGCCUGGGCGAGGGUGGAGGGGGACGGCUGCAGCUGGACGAAGGAGGUGGCGGGCGGGGCGACCACCUACACGGCGACGCUGGCUGCGGGGGAGUGCGCGUGUCCGGAGGACAUCGAGGGGCUCGCCCUGCCGCUGUGGGUGUCGCUGCCCGUGGUCUGCUUCUUCGUGCUCCUCUCGGGCCUCUUCUCGGGGCUGACCCUCGGGCUCAUGGGGCUUGACCUCGUCGGCCUGGAGAUCGUGAUGAAAGGGGGCGACGAGACGAUGGCCAAGUGCGCAAGGACAGGGAGGGAUCCACCCCGUGCGCUCCAGGGGCAACCUCCUGCUCUGCACCCUGCUGCUCGGCAAUGUCGCCGUCAACGCGGCGUUGUCCAUCCUAUUAGCUGA